Molecule: messenger RNA, 1219 nt
Organism: Ananas comosus (pineapple)
Lineage: Eukaryota; Viridiplantae; Streptophyta; Magnoliopsida; Poales; Bromeliaceae
Product: 4-sulfomuconolactone hydrolase
Exons: 10
Coding region: 7-1053 (348 amino acids)
Biological process (GO): secondary metabolic process
Cellular component (GO): cytoplasm
Molecular function (GO): carboxy-lyase activity; hydrolase activity
Source: RefSeq, a predicted model, not a curated record
UAUAAAAUGGCAUCUACCAUUGCCACUACUCUCUCUUCUACUAUCUCCUCAAUCAUCUUCUCCAAACCACCCUCUUCUUCUUCUUCUUCUUCUUCUUCUUCCAAAUUGGUCUCUUUGGCCAUUACAAUGGCUUCUAAGGCCAAGGAGGGUUCUUCUUCUUCUUCUUCUUCUUCUUCUUCUUCUUUCAAGGUUAUAGACUCUCAUCUCCAUGUAUGGGCCACUCCCCAAGAGGCUGUGGAGAAAUACCCUUAUUUCCCAGGAAAUGAGCCCUCACUUCGCGGAGAUGUCGAUUUCUUGCUUGAGCAAAUGGCAGAAGCAGGAGUGGAUGGAGCUCUCAUUGUGCAACCCAUAAAUCAUAAGUUCGACCACUCUUACGUGACUAGUGUUCUAAAGAAGCAUCCGUCCAAAUUCGUCGGUUGUUUGCUCGCGAAUCCUGCCGAAGACGGAAGCGGGGUUAAGCAGCUCGAAGAUCUAAUUGUGAAGGACGGAUACCGUGCCGUUCGAUUCAACCCGUAUUUAUGGCCCUCCGGUCAAAAGAUGACGAAUGAAAUCGGGAAGGCGAUGUUCGCUAAAGCAGGCGAACUUGGCGCGCCAGUGGGAUUUAUGUGCACAAAGGGGCUUAACUUACAUAUCGAAGAAAUAGAGGAGCUGUGCACGAAUUAUCCUUCGACUCCGGUUAUACUUGAUCAUAUGGCCUUUUGCAAGCCGCCGAUAAAUGAUGAGGAACAAAAGGCCUUCUCUACGUUGCUUCGGCUAUCCCGAUUCCCGCAGGUGUAUAUAAAAUUUAGCGCAAUUUUCCGCUUCUCGAGAGAACCGUAUCCGUUCCAGGACACGUCUCCCCUUCUCGCCCAAGUGAUCGCGAGCUACGGAGCCAACCGCGUCAUGUGGGGAAGCGACUUCCCUUACGUCGUUCCCGAAUGCGGGUACAAAGAAGCGAAGGACGCGAUCUCGCAUCUCGCUGGGCGGAUCCCCGCGUCGUCGCGGGCGGAUUUGGAGUGGAUUUUGGGAAGAACAGUUUCUCAACUUUUCCGGGACUCUCCAUGGAAUGCUUAAUAAGCAGGGAAAAAGCUUGUUUGCUUUUGUUUUUAUUUCAUUAUUUGUAUGUGUGUAGUUGAUGAUAUUUGAGUUGUGUGAUUUGUGAAAUAAUUCAAAACUAUGAUUCAUUUGAGAAGAACACUUUUGUGAUAAAAUGAAAUGAACAUUAGUGUUGGUUGUGACA